CACCCUCCCCGCGGCCGGGGGCUGGCUGAGGGCCGGCCGUCCCCGCCUUCCCCCUCCCCCGGGCCGGGACUCGCCGCCGCCUCCCAGAGCCGCUCGGUGCCUCGCCGCCGCCGCCGCCGCCGGGCCAUGGAGUCCGCGUGAGGGAGCCGCCCCCGCCCAUCCCCGCCGGGAGCCGCGCGCGCUGCGCUCGCCCCCGCCCCCGCGCAUCCCAUCCCGGCGCCGGCUCCUCCCCGCGCUGCGGGGGCCGCGUCCCGCUGCUGAGCGGGGAUUGAUGCGGAGAGCGACGGCAGCGCCAUGCAGCCCCCGCCGAGGAAGGUAAAAGUUACACAAGAGCUAAAAAACAUUCAAAUUGAGCAGAUGACAAAACUUCAGGCCAAGCAUCAGGGAGAAUGUGAUCUACUUGAAGAUAUGAGGACAUUCAGUCAGAAGAAAGCUGCAAUUGAGAGAGAGUAUGCACAGGGCAUUCAGAAGUUGGCUAGUCAAUACUUAAAGAAGGAUUGGCCUGGAAUAAAAACAGAUGAGCGAAGUGACUAUAGGAGCAUGUAUCCAGUUUGGAAAUCAUUUCUAGAAGGCACAAUGCAGGUGGCCCAAUCCCGGCUCACUAUCUGUGAAAACUACAAAAACCUAAUUUCUGAACCUGCCAGGACAGUCAAGUGCUUUAAGGAACAACAGUUAAAAAAGUGUGUAGACCAGUUGACAAAGAUCCAGGCUGAAUUACAAGAGACAGUAAAAGAUUUAGCUAAGAGCAAGAAGAAGUACUUUGAGACUGAACAGAUGGCUCAUGCAGUGCGGGAAAAAGCCGAUAUUGAGGCCAAGUCCAAGCUUAGUCUUUUUCAGUCAAGGAUAAGCUUACAGAAGGCAAGUGUAAAGUUAAAAGCACGACGGUCCGAGUGUAAUUCAAAGGCUACCCAUGCAAGGAAUGACUACCUUCUCACUUUAGCAGCUGCUAAUGCACACCAGGAUCGCUACUAUCAGACAGACUUAGUGAACAUUAUGAAGGCUCUUGAUGGGAAUGUAUAUGAUCACCUUAAGGAUUAUUUAAUGGCAUUCAGCAGGACAGAGCUAGAGACAUGCCAAGCUGUACAGAAUACAUUCCAAUUUUUAUUGGAAACUUCCAGCAGGGUGGUACGGGAUUACAAUCUUCAACUGUUUUUACAGGAGAACUCUGUAUUUCACAGACCACAACCCUUCCAGUUCCAGCCUAGUGACAGCGACACCAGUUUUAAUGCAGUUCAGCUGGUGGAUAUUGAGCCUUCACCUGUCAGUGCUAUGAGAAUGACUAUAGCAGAGAGUCGACAACUGGAAUCUGAAACUGGGACAACGGAGGAGCACAGCCUAAACAAGGAAGCCCGGAAAUGGGCCACCCGUGUGGCACGUGAGCACAAAAACAUCAUCCAUAAUCAACGGGCGCUUGAGGAGUUAGAAUGCCAUGGACCUGUGGUGUCUGAACAAAGCCGAGCAGAACUGGAACAGAAAAUAGAUGAAGCCAGAGAGAGUAUCCGCAAAGCUGAGAUAAUUAAACUCAAAGCAGAGGCUCGUCUUGAUCUGCUAAAGCAGAUAGGGGUGUCUGUUGAUACAUGGUUGAAGAGUGCAAUGAAUCAAGUGAUGGAAGAACUGGAAAAUGAACGCUGGGCAAGUCUUCCUGCGGUGAACAAUAAUGGCUCUUCACACCUGCUUAAUGCUGAUGCAGAAAGGGAGGAAGGGGAAGAAUUUGAAGACAGCAUGGAUGUUUUUGAUGAUAGUAGUUCCAGUCCUUCUGGAACUCUACGAAAUUAUCCACUGACCUGCAAAGUUGUUUAUUCAUAUAAGGCUUCUCAGCCAGAUGAACUGACCAUUGAGGAACAUGAGGUAUUGGAAGUGAUUGAAGAUGGAGACAUGGAAGACUGGGUAAAGGCACGAAAUAAAGCAGGCCAAGUGGGUUAUGUGCCAGAGAAGUAUCUGCAGUUCCCAACAUCCAACAGUCUGUUGAGUAUGCUGCAAUCACUUGCGGCGUUGGAUAGUCGGUCACACACCUCAAAUAAUUCAGCUGAAGCUGAGCUAGUCUCAGGAAGCCUAAAUGGAGACUCCAGCGUCUGUUUUGUAAAAGCACUUUAUGAUUAUGAGAGCCAGACGGAUGACGAGCUGUCCUUCCCAGAAGGAGCAAUCAUCCGUAUCUUGAACAAGGAGAACCAGGAUGAUGAUGGCUUCUGGGAGGGGGAAUUCAAUGGUCGUGUUGGGGUUUUCCCCUCUGUGUUAGUGGAAGAACUUACAGCCUCAGAAAAUGGAGAGACGCAGUGGACUGGAGAUAUUCAGAUAUCCCCAAAGCCUCACAAUUCCCUUCCACUCUUGCCGCUGUAUGACCAGCCACCGAUUAGUCCCUACCAUAGUCCUGAUAAGAGAGGCUCACAGUACUUCCCUAGGUCACCAUCAACUAACGAAAAUAGUUUCAGCUCAGAUUCUCCUGGAUUCUCACAGCCUCCACGACCUGCUCCUGAAGCCUCAUAUGGCAAACUGCGACCUGUACGAGCUGCUCCUCCGCCCCCUACACACCAUCACAGGACGACGGAGAAGAUGGAGGAUGUGGAAAUUACUCUGGUAUAGUGAUUGGACUAGUGAAGUGGUGGUGCUACAAUCAAGGCCAAAUGUGGUGUUUGGUCAAUCUUCUUUUUAGGCACCUUUGCAUGAUGAAGACUUUUCAUAGAGCAAGAAGUGGGGAGGAUUAUAGGUGGCAGUGACAUGGUGGAUUCCUUCCCUCAGUCAUGAAUAUUUUGUGCCUUUUUUGUUUUUAUAUACAUCAUCCUUCCUCCCUUAGCACAAACCAAGAUGGGCCAAACGGUGAGCAGAGGAAUGUGUUGGAGCAGGUUUCUCUUUUGGCUACAGAUGGUCAGUUUUUAUAUGGAGGACUAGGAGAGAGCCUCAUUCAUGCAAUUUAGUCACAGCACACUUAUACCAUGUGCAUUAGUACAGUAUAUUACUGUUGCUGUAGGAACGUGUUAAAGGUUUUCAAUUCAGCUAGCAUUAUGUGUCUGAUUAAAUAGUAAUCAGAUUUUAUGGAAUAAAAAAGGGAACAAAAGAAUAGGUUUAAGAAGAGGCUGGCUCCUCUUUCGUCCCCACAAAGAAGGAAAAAAAAGGAAAAUAAUCUUACAGAUAAGGAAAAGUGCUGCAGAUCAUAUGGCAUUAAUUGCAUUAAUGCACACCUCUUCGAUAAUUAAAAAACAGAACAAAAUAGUCUUUGUAUUAAUAUUUAUGCACUUCAUUUAGUAAUCGCGUAUCUAAUCCGGAGGUGCUGAAUUAGUAGCAACAUCUUGUUCUAUAGCAUAAACCAACCAGUAGAAAAGUGACGUUUUGUCUAGAUCUGGAAAUUGAGCUUCAUUUUUUUUCUUAGCAGAUUUUUUUUUAGUAGAUGGGUCACUUUUAUCCCAGUUAUUGCCGUGUACUUUAUUAUCAGCAUUAUCAGUAUAUCUUUGCCAUCAAAACAUCUGGCUAGAGUUAGAAGUGUCAUUCAGAAUACUUACAUGCAUUAUUUAGUGUCCACUUUGGAUAGUCCCAUUGUAUUUCUCCAUGCAAAGCCCAUUGACUAGCCAAGACCAGAGAACCAGGAAAUCCAUGGCCUACUCCAGUCCUUCAGAAACCAUCUUUAGGGGUGAAAGGAGUAGAGGAGAUUAAGAACUUUUAUACAAGAUACAGGAAGUACAAGGACUUCAAGGGUAAUUUCCCACCAGGUUUCUCUAAGAAAGGAACUGUUGAUAUUUUAGAAAAAAUGGGGUGGUUUGUGUUGCAACAUGAAUAAAAAUGGUUAAGGAGAGGAGGGGAGCCCUUCAUCCCAGGGGGAAAUGGUUGUUUCUCUAAAUAUGAUAAUUAAACUGUUUUGAAAAUCGCAAUACCCAGAGGGUCAAAACUUCAGUGAAAAACCAUCGACAAAACAUUUAAGAGCUAUUAUAUGGGUUAUAAUGAAUGCACUUUUGUGUAUUCCUAUUUUUCCUAAGCCAGUAAAUUGUCUACAUUAAGUUAACUUACAAGGGCCUUUUUUUUGUUUUUGAGGCUGCAUUUACGAAAUCAUUUUACAACAUUUUAUCAUAAACUUUGCACAUACUUGUAAAUCACAACCCAAGCUGGGUAUCUGAAACAUUAGUAUUUGCCAAUCUCUUCUCCCAGUGGGAUGUUAGCUAAGAGCAGAGCUGUUUGAAGUAAAAUGUCAUCGGUCAGUCAUGAAAUCUGUGACUGUCCAUUGAAGAUUCUUUUCCAUGUUUUUCAUUCUUUUGCAUCUCUCGUCCUGUUGAUCUGUUUGAGGUCUUUUUAUGUGUUUAUCAAACUUAUUCUUAAGUUUACAAAAAAAGUUUUUUAAAAGAUUUAACUGUUGGCAAAAAAUUUUAAAAGCUUCAAGAUGCAGAAGAAAAGCAAGUAUUGCCAUAAUGUUAAUGUUCAGUUUUCUUGGCCAGUUUUUCUGUGUCCUUCAUACCCGGACUUUCAAAAUUCAGAAAGUGUUAUAUUAAAUAUCUUUAGUUGUAUUUUAAAAUAUUUUCUGUAAGAGCUGCUAAUUUUAUUUAAAAAAAAUAAAAGUUGUAAAAAUAUGCCUCCUUUUUAACUAUGACUUCUUCAUACAGGGCAUGUAUUCGACGCAUCACCAUGUACAGUGUCAAUACACUGAAAGCAUAGGUGCAAAUGCUUUCUUUAUAUUGGCUGUAAAAAGUUUGUAUUUAUUAUGUAUAAAAUGUUGAAUAAUAAAAAAGUGAAAUUAAA
Caretta caretta (loggerhead turtle) is the source of this 4719-nucleotide messenger RNA. It is a transcript of the gene FCHSD2, whose product is annotated as FCH and double SH3 domains 2. Gene Ontology annotation, biological process: neuromuscular synaptic transmission; regulation of actin filament polymerization. The record is from RefSeq and is a predicted model, not a curated record. Gene Ontology annotation, cellular component: recycling endosome; neuromuscular junction. NCBI's taxonomy places the organism in Eukaryota, Metazoa, Chordata, Testudines, Cheloniidae. Gene Ontology annotation, molecular function: protein binding.